UUCAACCUCAAAACCCUCCCUCCCUUCCUCCCUCCCUCCCUCCCUCCCCUCUUCUCUUCUCUCCGUCCAGUGUCGUUGCGAAGAUGUCGACGACGGCGUUGAAAUCCUUGUUGACGACCAAUUCGUCCUUGUUCGCAAGCCCUUCUCGCUCCAUCUCCGCCUUGGGCAGCCCUCGCCUGUACCUGCCAGUCGCUUCCAACCACCUCAGCCUUCGCCUCUCUCGCUCUCGCUCCGCGCUCGCUCCGGCCUCCUUCGAGCCCCACCACCGUUCCGUCGUCUCGUUCGUCGCGCGCACGGCUGGCUGGGCCGCCGAGCAGGAAGAACAAGAGCAUAGCGAACUCGAGGGAGAGGGCGCGGGUGUUGAGGCCAGCGAGGCCGAGGGAGAUGGCGGUGAAGAUGGGACUUUCGAGGGAUCUUUUGUCGAGCCGCCUGAGGAGGCGAAGAUAUUUGUUGGGAAUUUGUCUUUUGAUAUUGACAGUGAGAAAUUGGCCAUGUUGUUUGAGCGAGCUGGAACUGUUGAGAUUGCUGAGGUUAUCUAUAACAGGCAGACUGAUCAGAGUCGUGGGUUCGGGUUCGUGACAAUGAGUACGGUGGAAGAAGCAGAAAAGGCUGUGGAAAUGCUUCAUCACUUUGAUUUAAAUGGUAGACUUCUAACCGUCAAUAAGGCUUCCCCAAAAGGAUCACGAGCGGAGCGCCUCCCUCGCGCUCUUGAUGUUGAAUAUAGAUUGUAUGCUGGGAACCUGCCAUGGAGUGUGGAUGAUGCUCGUCUGGAGCAAAUUUUCAGUGAAUAUGGUAAGGUGGUAAAUGCACGGGUUGUUUAUGACAGGGAAACUGGCCGUUCUCGUGGUUUUGGUUUUGUGCUGAUGGCAUCUGAGACUGAGAUGAAUGACGCUAUUGCCGCUCUUGACAGACAGAGCUUGGAUGGGAGAACCAUCAGGGUAAAUGUCGCAGAGGCAAGACCGAGACGCAGCUCCUUUUAACUCGAAAGGAGGAGACUAUUUAAGCUUUGUCUGCCUUCUUUCCUUUGUCGAGCCUUUUGAGAUGCCGUCUUUUCCUUGCAUAAUCUCGUCUUUUACUGUUGUCAAAGCAGAGUCUCUGGUGUAAGACAAAGAAACUGUUCGUUCAUAAUAGAAAAGAUGUACAAGGUACUGAAACUGAUGACAGGUACCAGAAAUUAUUUAUCGGAAGAUGAACUAUGGACAGAUGUUCAGGGAUUCUUCCGGUGACGGAGGAUUCAUUUAGUUGCGGAAUGCCGCUUUUCAUUUGUUGGAUGUCGUGGAGACUAUUUCUCUCUAACAGUAAAAGUUCAAUUUUUAUUGCAA
Messenger RNA from Eucalyptus grandis, 1322 nucleotides. Its product is annotated as 28 kDa ribonucleoprotein, chloroplastic. Gene Ontology annotation, cellular component: cytosol. Gene Ontology annotation, molecular function: mRNA binding. The record is from RefSeq and is a predicted model, not a curated record. NCBI's taxonomy places the organism in Eukaryota, Viridiplantae, Streptophyta, Magnoliopsida, Myrtales, Myrtaceae. The coding region runs from base 84 to 980 and encodes 298 amino acids. The transcript has 4 exons.